Messenger RNA from Leishmania major strain Friedlin, 1836 nucleotides. RefSeq names its product putative diacylglycerol acyltransferase. Gene Ontology annotation, cellular component: endoplasmic reticulum membrane. The transcript has a single exon. The coding region runs from base 1 to 1836 and encodes 611 amino acids. Lineage: Eukaryota; Euglenozoa; Kinetoplastea; Trypanosomatida; Trypanosomatidae. Gene Ontology annotation, molecular function: diacylglycerol O-acyltransferase activity. The record is from RefSeq and is a predicted model, not a curated record. Gene Ontology annotation, biological process: triglyceride biosynthetic process.
AUGGACGGAGCACAACAACAACGGCUACAGCAGCAGCAGCGCCAAUCUCAGGUGCGUGCGCCGACUCCUCUGCGAUUGAAAUCGCCGCCUGCACCAUCGCUACCGGCGCAAGACGCAGCAGUAAUCACAGCCACCGCGAAGGAUAUGGUCGACACACGCAGGCGCUCUUUGAUAACGCAGUUCACUUCCACCAUCUCUUCCUCCUUUCACUUUCUGGCCAACGAGGCGUCGGCCCGUAGCUGCGGUACGCAGCGCACGGGUGGCCACAGCACUAACAGACGUGCCGGCGAAGAAGGUAUCCACGCCGAUGAGCCGCUGCUCACGCACGCGCGCCCGCCUGCCUCUCGAGAAGAGGUUGAGGAGGGCCUGGACAAGGUUCUUUACGCGAUCGACCACCUCCAGAAGCUGCAGCAGCGCGGUCGUUACAUCGCCAGCACCGAAGUGGCAAACCUCCGCCGCGCGUUCCUCUUCGCCGUUGGCGAGGAACAACGCUAUCGCGACGCUGUAGCAGCACAUGGGAGCGUGAGCGGGUGGUCCUCAGCACUCACCAUGCCAUCCCUGCCUGCGCAGCGCACGCCAUUCAAGGAAACCCCCUCCGUGACGGGCCCCACCGACACCGCUGUGGCGUCAUGGUGCGUCCCGAGACCGCCAUUAGCAGAUGACCCAACUGGAAAGGCAGCCGAGGAUGCAGUAGAAAUAUCUCGGCCCACAGAAGGAAAGAGGGAGUACAGCCCAAAGGCGGCGGCGGCCGACAGGCUGCUUGCAGCGCUGGAGCGUUACGUCCACGAGGACCUGUCCUCCACCUCCUUCGGCGCCCACGGCGCGCACUUCUCGUGGUGCAGCGUCAUCCACACCCCCGGCCAGCGGCGGCUGCAGUCGCUUCUUGUUUCCAUCUUCACCUUUUUCACGGGCAUACCCAUCUGUAUAGCCAUCACGGGGCUGCUCCUGCUCUCGCGCUACACGGCGCCCUUCAUGGUGAUGUACCUCAUCUGGACCCUCACCUUCGGGCGGCCCAGCCAUCCGCUGUCCAAGUACCAAACGUUUACGCGCUGCUUCGUGUGGCGCUACUACUGUGACUACUUCCCCAUACGCCUCGUCAUCCCCAAACCGGUGCGGCGCCGCUUCGACAAGGAGCGCAACUACUUUUUUGUGUACCACCCGCACGGCAUUCACUCGUUCGGCGCCAUCGUCAACUUCGGGCUUGACCAGAACGAUGCGUCGGAGAUGCUCCACGGCAUCACAAUCCACCUGCAGACCCUCAAGGUUAACCUCUACGUGCCCCUAUGGCGCCAACUCGCCAUCUGGGCAGGGUGCGGCGACGCCAGUGCCUCCUGCAUCCGCAAGACGCUCCGGUCCGGCCCUGGGCAGAGCGUCAUGCUCGUCGUUGGCGGGGCCGAGGAGUCGCUCAUGGCAAAGCCGAACUGCAACGACCUGCUCCUGUUCAAGCGCAAAGGCUUCAUCAAGAUCGCGCUCCAGGAGGGGACGCCGCUGGUGCCAGUGUACGGUUUCGGUGAGAACAACGUGUACAACGUGCCGGAGCUGGCCAACGAGCCAUGGAUGCGGUACCUGAUGGUGCUGUGGAAGCAGUAUGUUGGCUUCGCCAUCCCGCUGGUGAGGGGUCGCGGAUUCUUCAACUUCAACUACGGGUUGCUGCCGCACCGCCGCCCGAUCGUGGUGGUGGUCGGGGAGCCGCUGGAGGUGCCGCACAUUCCUAACCCGACCAAGGAGGAUCUCGAGGUAUGGCAGGGCAAGUAUAUCGAGUGUCUUCGCAAGCUGUACAACGAGCACCGCGGCAUCUACGACUUGGAGUCGACUGGGCUGCGCAUUAUGCAGUGA